UUGAAAUUUAAUAAUUUAGCUUUCAUUUAUCCGCCAUCGAAUGUUCGCGUUCAAGCAACUUCUAAUACGUCAGCUGUGGUGCAGUGGGAUUGGAAUGGUAAUGAUAAUGUGGAUGGUUUCGUGGUACGGUACAUACAUGAACCGGUUUCUGGACAACGUGAUAACGAGCGAUGGAAUACAAUUACGGUUAUGGAUCCAUCUGCACGACAUCUACAGAUCUCGCAGCUCACAGCAAAAAAGCCAUAUGCAUUUUGUGUCUUGGCUGUUCGGCAGCACAGGCAAGGAAGCUGUUCAGAUCCGCCGAUAACGAUUGAUCGUUUACAACCGUUGCAUACGGUUUCUAAUUUAGUAGUAGCUUGGAAAACAAGUAAUUCUGUAAUGCUACGGUGGGAAUAUACUGGAACACAGCCAGUCAAGUUUUAUGUAAAUCAAACUGGUCGGAAAGAUUAUCUGGAUCAGCAUUUGCAACUUAAAGGCAUGAUUUCACCAGGAUUUCGACAAGAUCUCGAUGGACAUCAGCGAGAGCACUUAUGGACAACUUUGAGACCUUACAUGGAAUAUACAUUUCACGUUGGAGUGCGUGAAUUACCUCCUUCUGACAAAGAAUACUGGCCACGUGAAGUAAUCGUUCGGACAGAUCCAACUGGACCACCAUUUGUAGAUAUUCCGGAAUUUGUUAGUUCUGAACGAGCGAGUACAGCUUUGAUCCGGUUAAAAUGUGCUAGUGAAGAGUAUGGACCGAUUAGUCAUUACUGGCUAGUAGUUGUUCCUGGAAAUUUUACGCAAGAUGACGUAUUGAAUUUGGACUCAACUUCACUGCAAAAAAGUACUGCUACAACACGUUCAAGUUCAAACAAAAAUUUCGAUGGGAAAGCUAUUAAAAGAGUGCGCAAAGUAAACAAACACCGAAAUCAUAAGAGGAGAUAUUUACAUGAACCUAGCAGUCUCGGAGGAGCAUACAUCGCAGCUGGUAUACCUGUACAUGAAAUGCAGCAGUUGCAACGAGACAAUCGUUUAUUUGUGCUUGGUGAUGGACGAAUGUAUGAUGGCUAUGAUAACAGACCACUAGACAGUAAUUCCAAGUAUCGUUUAAUGAUGAGAGCAUUUGCACGUGAAGAUUCGUAUAGAAAUCCUGAUCGCCCUUUUGAAUUUCGUGCUCCUAUGCAAGAACCAUCAGCAAAACGUUACUCAGACUCGAUGCUUAGUGAGCCAUUUUCAACUAAAGUUGCUUCUCACGUUCGUGAUACUAAAACUUCCAAUCUGUGGUUAAUUGCACCACUAAUAGCAGUUCUAAUUAUUGCAAUUAUUGUUGGAAUGCUUGUAAUCUGGUGGCUUCGAUGCAACCGUCGAAGUAAUCGGCAUAAAACAGCUCGACAUGGAUCCAUCUCAAAAGUUGCAUUAGCAGGUAAUACAAUACCAAGUGAAACAUCAAAGUUACUCGUUUCUGGUGACAUAUACGGUCGUAAUAUUGUUAAUCCCUAUCAGAUGAAUGGAAACGGGGGUUGUGCAAUUGAUUCUGGAAUGGACAUGUAUCCAUUGCAUCAAAGCCAUAUGAGCACUACUUAUAGUUCAUUACCAGUUCCAAUAUCACUUUUACCUUCAAGUGGUGGUGCUAUCGGUGGUCAUUCUUUAAGUCAUCCACCAGUUCCAAUUUCAGAACUUGCAACACAUAUUGACAAACUGAAAAUGAAUAAUAAUGCUUUGUUUUCACAGGAAUAUGAAAGCAUUGAGACAGGUCAACAUUUUACAUGGGAAAACUCAACUCGAGAAAUGAAUAAGCCGAAGAAUCGAUAUGCAAAUGUGAUUGCUUAUGAUCAUUCACGUGUUAUUCUGAGCACUAUUGACGGUAUCGAUGGUAGUGACUACAUAAAUGCCAAUUACAUUGAUGGUUAUGAAAAGCCCAAAGCAUAUAUCGCAACGCAAGGACCACUACCGGAGACAUUUGCUGAUUUUUGGCGUAUGGUUUGGGAAGAAAAUACAGUAACAAUCGUAAUGCUGACAAAACUGGAAGAGCGGUCUCGUAUCAAAUGUAAUCAGUAUUGGCCCAGUAGAGGUUCUUCACAUUAUGGUUAUAUUCAGGUAGCACUGUUAGAUACACUUGAAUUGGCGCAUUAUACUAUUCGGACAUUUCGUUUGCAGCGUAGAAGUGGAGGGGAAAUACGUGAAAUACGACAUUUACAGUACACAGCUUGGCCAGAUCAUGGCGUGCCUGAUCAUCCUACCCCUUUCUUAAUGUUUUUGAAGCGGGUAAAGACGUUGAAUCAAUCUGAUGCAGGCCCAAUCAUCUCUCACUGCAGUGCCGGAAUUGGUCGAACAGGUGCUUUUAUCGUGAUUGAUUGCAUGUUGGAACGGUUACGGUACGAAAAUACGGUCGAUAUUUAUGGUUGCGUUACUGCUUUAAGGUCUCAAAGGUCAUAUAUGGUUCAAACCGAUGACCAGUAUAUCUUCAUUCAUGAUGCUGUGCUUGAUGCUGUACAGUCUGGUUCCACUGAGGUUCCUGCUUGCAAACUUUACACACAUGUGCAAGCUCUUAUGCAAAUUCAACCCAUUGAUCAAGUUUCUGCUAUGGAACUUGAGUUCAGGCAUUUGGCAACAUUGAAAAUGUCGAAUUCUCGAUGUAGUGUCGCAAAUUUAUCUGUUAAUCGACAGAAAAAUCGUCUUGUGAAUAUGGUACCAUAUGACUCGUCUCGUGUCAUUCUUUGCCCUAUUCCUGGUGAAGAAGGUUCUGAUUACAUCAAUGCAUCUUGGAUUGAUGGUUACAGGCAACGUGGUGCUUAUAUUGCGACACAGGGUCCAAUGCCUUAUACGGUCAAUGAUUUUUGGCGGAUGAUCUGGGAACAUGAAUCAUCCAUUAUUGUUAUGCUCAUUCGAACGGUGGAAAUUGGCAGGGAAAAAUGUUGCGAAUACUGGCCAGUAGAAGUGGGGGCGCAGUUUGGACAUUUAGUGGUAGAACCAAUUGCGGAGUAUAAUAUGUCACAAUAUGUGCUCCGAGAAUUUAGGAUAACUGAUACCCAGUGUGGUCAAACAAGAACGCUGAGGCAUUUUCAGUAUGUUGAAUGGCCUGAUCAUUGUCCACCAAAACCUGCGGAACUUUUUAUUGACUUUAUUCAUCAGGUUCAUCGUACUAAAACUCAGUUUGGUGUAGAUGGACCAAUUACGGUGCACUGUUCAACUGGAGCUGGCCGGACUGGAGUCUUUAUUGCUCUUAGCGUGAUUAUCGACCGGAUGAAACUUGAACAUGUCGUGGACGUGUUUACCACUGUAAAAUUACUUCGGACUGAACGUCAAAAUAUGGUUCAGGAUAAAGACCAGUAUCACUUUUGCUACCAGGCUGCCCUAGAAUUUCUGGCCACUUAUGAUAAUCCAUAUCAAAUGUCAUAG
Molecule: messenger RNA, 3381 nt
Organism: Thelazia callipaeda (thelaziosis nematode)
Lineage: Eukaryota; Metazoa; Nematoda; Chromadorea; Rhabditida; Thelaziidae
Source: the annotation of a GenBank genome assembly